Grosmannia clavigera kw1407 is the source of this 1419-nucleotide messenger RNA. Its product is annotated as nitrosoguanidine resistance protein. Lineage: Eukaryota; Fungi; Ascomycota; Sordariomycetes; Ophiostomatales; Ophiostomataceae. The record is from RefSeq and is a predicted model, not a curated record. Bases 1 to 1419 code for a protein of 472 amino acids. The transcript has a single exon. Gene Ontology annotation, cellular component: membrane.
AUGGCACGAACGACGCCCUUGUCGCCGCAAUGGUGGCCUACGCACCGUUCGGCGGUGUUCAAGGCAGUGAUCCCGGCAUCACUCCUUAUUGGAGUGCUCUUCCUGAGCGUCAUGUCCUGGUUCUUCGGCUCGUCCUUUGACAUGCGGUACCGGGUGCACAACCUCCGGGUGCUCAUGGUCGAUCUUGACGGCGGGGCGAUCGGCGCCGCGACCCAGACGGCCUACAACGCAGCCUUUAUCGACAGACAAUUUCCGACGCUGGAGUUCGCCUCCACGGCCGACUAUCCCGACGCUGCGGCCGUGCAGUCGGCCGUGUGCCACGGAAACUACUGGGGCGCCGUCUACUCGCACAGCGGUGCGACCGACCGGUUUCGCAACGCCAUCAGCAGCAAGGCUUCCACCGCUUACGACUCAUCCGACGCGGUCAGCUACGUGUACAGUGAGACGCACUAUGCCGCGAUAAGCGACUCCUACGUCAAGUCCAGCCUUGCCACGCUCGUCGGGGCCAGCCGCGACUUUUUCUACGAGCAGUGGAACAGCAACAGCAGCAACGUCGGCCUUGCCACCAUGAACCUGACUGACAGCGCGGCCCUGAUGGCGUACCUGGACCCGUUCGAGGCCACGUCAGUCAACCUGACACCGAUGAGCAUGGGCACGCACAUGUACCUCAACACCGUCUACAUGGUCUUGCCGAUCUUGACACAGUUCUUUUUUCUGAUGGCCCUCAACGGCAUCUUCACGGGCAUGGGUGUGUUCGUCAACAUGGCACCGUCCCGGAUUUGGAUGCUGCGGCUGGUCAUCGCCAAGGUACACGCGCUCAUUCUGUCGCUCGUCUUCACCGGCGUCGUCUGGGCCUUCCGCGAGGACUGGGAUGUGACCGGCCUGAUGUUCCUCCGCACCUGGAUGGUGCUCUGGUUCUACAUGGAGAUCAACUUCCUUGUUGUCGAGUCGCUCAUCGGCAGCUUCAUCCCCCUGCAGUUCAUGGCCUUCUUCAUUCUUUCCUGGGUGCUCAUGAACGUGGGCAGCACCAUCUUCCCCUUUGAGCUGCAGCCCGGCUUCUUCCGUCUCAGCUACCUGUUCCCCGCUCAUGAGACCUACCUGCUUCUGGUGCAGAUUUGGAGCAACGGCUGCCACCGGAGAGACUACAUUGCGCUGCCCAUCAUGUUCUCGUGGUGGGUCCUGGGCCACUUGACGACCUUCUUGUCGACACGGAAGCGCGUGGCCGAUGCGUUGGCCGAGGCCCCGCCUCCGCCUCCGCCUACAGCAAAAGACUCUGAAGAGGUGACUCUGUCGGGGGAUGCGAACACGCUGUCUCGGAAGGCCUCAGUGAUUACGCGGGAUCCCGACAACAACAGCAUCAACCACAGCACAGACGACGUUGAAACGCGCGCCAACGGCAAUUCUGACACGGCGCGCUAA